GGGGCGCAUGCGCGGUGCGCGCCGGACGCCGCAAGCCUUCCCGAGUCGCCGGCGCUGCUGUCGCGGCGUCCCCAAUCGCGGGCGCCCGGGCUCCCUCCGCUCGGCCAUGGCCCCCUUGCCGCCGUGCAGGCCCCCGAGGUCGCCGCCGCCGCCACCGCUGCUGCUGCUGCUGCUGCUGCUGAGUGUCGCGCUGCUGGGCGCCCAGGCCCGCGCGGAACCCGCCGCCGGGAGCGCCGUCCCCGCGCAGAGCCGCCCGUGCGUGGACUGCCACGCUUUCGAGUUCAUGCAGCGCGCCCUGCAGGACCUGCGGAAGACGGCCUGCAGCCUGGACGCGCGGACGGAGACCCUCCUGCUGCAGGCCGAGCGCCGGGCCCUGUGUGCCUGCUGGCCGGCCGGCCGCUGAGGACCCUCAGCCAGACUGCUCGCUCACCAAUAAACACCUGG
Molecule: messenger RNA, 444 nt
Organism: Balaenoptera musculus (blue whale)
Lineage: Eukaryota; Metazoa; Chordata; Mammalia; Artiodactyla; Balaenopteridae
Gene: NICOL1
Product: chromosome 5 C4orf48 homolog
Exons: 4
Coding region: 8-403 (131 amino acids)
Source: RefSeq, a predicted model, not a curated record